UUCUCUGUUCUCUGUGUUCUUUGCGUACUCUGGAGCUGGAACAUUGCGUUUACUACAGCUAGGCAACCUGACUGUGGCAGAGCACCUCACAGCCUGUUUGUCGUCACUGAACAACACUCCGAAGUAACCAAACUGACAGGCUGGCGCUAAACCUGUUCGACCUGCAGCAACGUAGACGUCAGGACGUCAAACUAUAGUAGUUUCGAGUUAAAGUAAUGAACAAUAAACACGUCCUCCCUCCAUGCUUACUUUCAACAAAAAAGAAGUUAUGGAUAUUUGCGACGGGAAGAAGAGGAGAAAGGUAAGCGGUGGUAUGCGGGGCUGCAGGCGGAGCGUGGCCGCCGGGAAGAUGAAGCGGGACCUAACGUUGGGCAGAAUCCUCCGUUCCCGCACGGUUGAGGACAAUAACCACACGGAGCCCAUGGAGGAGGAAGAGGACGACGACUGCUUCUCCAUUAGCUUCCUCCGCAAUGACCGACACGAGCCCGCCGUCGUGGUGUCUCCUCGGUACAGCCUGCUGCGAGAGGUCGGCCGGGGAAGCUACGGGGUGGUGUACGAAGCUAUAGCCAGGAAAACGGGGGCUAGGGUGGCGGUGAAGAGGCUCCAAUGCGACGCCCCGGAAAACGUAGAGCUAGCUCUGGCCGAGUUCUGGGCCCUGACGAGCCUGGAGAAUCGGCACCAGAAUGUGGUCCAGCUGGAGGAGUGUGUAAUGCAGAGGAAUGGCCUGGCCCAGAAGAUGAGCCAUGGUAACAAGAGGUCCAAACAGUACCUGCGGCUGGUGGAGACAUCACUCAAAGGGGAGCGCAUCCUCGGCUGCCCAGAGGAGCCGUGCUAUCUCUGGUUUGUCAUGGAGUUUUGCGAGGGAGGGGACCUCAACCAGUACAUCUUGUCCCGCAGGCCCGACCCCCAGACAAACAGGAGCUUCAUGCGCCAGUUGACGAGUGCUGUAGCUUUCCUGCACAAGAACAACAUCGUCCAUCGUGAUCUGAAGCCAGACAACAUUCUUAUCUCACAGAAAUCUGGUUCACCUGUUCUCAAAGUGGCUGACUUUGGUCUCAGUAAAGUUUGUGCUGGCCUAAACUCCAAGAACAGUGAAGACCUCCCUGUGUUGGGAGCGGGAGGCAAAGGCAGCAACCAGAACAACAUCGUCAAUAUAAACAAGUUCUGGUUGUCGUCAGCAUGUGGCUCGGACUUCUACAUGGCCCCUGAGGUGUGGGAGGGCCACUACACAGCCAAGGCUGACAUCUUUGCCCUGGGAAUCAUCAUCUGGGCAAUGAUCGAGCGGAUCACUUUCAUCGAUGCAGAGUCCAAGCGUGAACUUCUGGGCACCUACAUACGCCAGGGCUCAGAGAUUGUACCUGUAGGGGAGGCUCUGUUGGAGAACCCCAAAAUGGUUCUCCAUAUUCCUCAGAGAGCCAGGAGCUCCAUGUCUGAGGGGGUGAAGAAACUCCUUCAGGACAUGCUCGCAGUCAACCCUCAGGACCGGCCGGACGCCUUACAGCUCGAGGUGCGGAUGGACCAAGUCACAUGUGCUGCGUGACAGCCACCAUCUUCCCAAAACCUUUCCUUUUUGAACCUAACUAGUCAAAGAAGGGACCCCUUUCCUUUCCAGCUUUGUUUACUAUAUGGACGUGGACUCCAAUGGAAAAAGGGACUCCGACAAACUGAACUGUGAAGAAUCCACAAUCAUAAUUUGAGCAGGAAGUAAAGGAUCAGCAGAUGAUUAAAAAAAUCUGGGACAGUGACAGUAUGCAGAUCAGACUACAGAGCACUCCAGCACCAUCCUGUUACAAUCACUGUCACCUUGGAGCUGAGGACAUUUAUAUGGUGGAUAACACCAGUGUCUGGAUGGUUUAUAAUACUUGUUGUUUUAUAUGUUUUGAUUUUGUUUCCAACAGCUCUAGAAAAGGCCUGCUCUUCUUUAACAUUUGUAAUGUACUCGGCUGUGUCACAGGUUACUGCACCAGAUUGUACCAGUGUUUGAAGGUCAAAGCAUGGGCUACCCAUCAUUAAACCGAUUAUAGUAUGUGAAAAACUAUGAACAACAGGUUACAAUAGCAGUUUCUGUCUCCCACACUGCACCAUCCAACCUUGUGCCUUAAAGAUGAAACACAAAAGUGCGAUUGGAUCUUUAAAUGAAAUGAUUACUCGGGUUAAAGUGAAAGCUCAGACACCAAGACAGAAACCACUUUUUUUCUAAUGCAGCUUUCUGUUUGGCAAAAUUCACAAUUGACCAAUGGAAUCUUUUGCUUUCAUUAUUGUCACACUUUUUAAACAAUAUGGCAGGCAAUAAUGUCAAGUGAGAAUGAGAUCAUUUUGUGGCCCCCGUCUACUUAAAGCUAAAGUGCAAUUGUAACGCUGGAGCUGCAAUGCCCCAAAUCAUUAACUAAAAUUAAUCACAUAAAUUAAUCGCAUGAUAUGGUAAUUAUCCUAAGAUUUUGUUCACAUGAACGCCCAUGUGUUUAGAAGGUUGAAAGAGUAUUUCACAAAUCUGUGACAUAUUCAGAGGCAGAAUAAAUGUGAAUACUAUCAGUUUUUUUAUGUUGUUUUGAAGGUGUACUACAGAAAGCUCACCUGAGAAGUAGCAGGCCUGCAUCGACUCCAUAAAAUACUGUACAUUUGUAACCAAACUAUAUCCAGCAGGGCAAUCACUGGUCUUAUUGGGCAUUGCUUUCCUGUUCACUCCAAAUAAUGCCUGUUGGAAAAAUUGCAUAUGUCUGUUUAUCAUCACUGCAAAGCUUAGUAUUAACAUGUUUGUGAAAUGAUUGUGUGAGCAAGAAAUAAUCAUGUUUAUUUGGUGGGUUUUGGUGACUUUGUACUGAAUUUUAAGGAUUCCACAGAAGUUGAAAUAACUCUUUAAAUACAGUUCAGGAUAUCAAGUCAAUGGGUAACUCAUGUGGUGAAGGAAUGGUUAACUAAACUUUAUGUAAUAGUUAUUUCACUGUUAAUAAACAAUGAAAUGCUUUAUCAGCCAUUUAUUAAGUAGUUGUAAAGGUUUAUUUAAACAUCUGGUGCGAGAAUACUACUCUAAAAGCAUUUCAUUGUUUGGUAACAGUCAAAAACUGUAAACUACAGUUGAUUUAGUGAUAGUUAAUGGAGGUUACUAUAAAAUAUUACUGACCAUUGUUUGUGCUCUAUACCUUUUGAGUUUUAAGGUUUCUGAUUGGUGUGAUUUGAAAAGUGUUUCAUGGGUCAUUCUAUGGGAACAGCCUGACACCUAAGCAGUACUGAGCCAUCUGUGUCUGAAUGUCCUUGAGUAUCUGAUUUAGAGACUCUCACAGGACUUUUGGAGGUUUUCCAUCUGGAAAUAAUCCCCAAAAGCAGCCAUGAGCUAUGUACCCUAAUUGUCCCUUCUUUCCUUCCCCUCUUUAUUGAAGUGCUUCAAACUCUUGCAGACAGUGGUUGGUUGUUUGGUUGUAGAAUACCAUCUGAGUUGUGAGAGAAUAAUGUCUAGCUUGUGCUCUGAUUCAAGAAAACAGCUACAUGUGCAUCCUGGGGUUAACCAAAAAAUAUUGGGCCACAUGACUGAUCCUUAGCACUUUGAAGAAGCUAGUAUUUCCAGGAUGAUGGAAGAAAAAAACAGGGAAACAGAGAGAACUUAAAGCAUAACAUGGUGAGCCUGACAAAAUGUACAUUAUAAACGUAUGUUUGUUCCAGACCUAGACAGCUCUGCUCGCCGUCACCCCCCAGCACAGACCAGAGGAAUGACAAAAACCUCCUUUUGGCUUCAUAGCACUGCUUAGCUUUGGGUACAGUUCAGUGUCUCAGCAGUAGUAGUAGCUGUUGAGGUGAUUUGUAGUGUGAUUCUACCUCAUUCUCAGCACUCUGAACUGUAUUAUCUACCUUGACCCUCUCAUUAACAACCUUAUGUUAGUUUGGGACAGUGGGAUAGAUUUUUACCUCUGACUUAGUCUCUCUGAUCUUGAACCAACCUCUGACUGACUCCCCUGUGUAUUGUUUUGCUUGUUACAAGUGACACAUAGCUUUUCCCUUUAGAGUGACUACAUCUGGAAACACCUGUCACCUUCUCUCUUAAUGGCUGCAUUAUCUUUCAUUUUUCACUUCUCGCUAAAGGACCAGUUUAGCACAUAGAUAAACCUGUGGGAUGUUAAAUGUCUGACCUGCUCAGCCGGAUUCAACAUACAUGUUGCUUUUAGCUUUAGACCUAACAUGGUUAAAAGACUAUGCCAUUGCUGUGGUUGAUGCUUUUGCUAAAACUGAGGAUCCUUACAACUAAAUCAUAGAUACAAGAACUUGUGGUCCACCUGCCCUGCUGUCACUGUAUUUUUGUACAUGCGAUUUCAUUUAGCUCUCUUCAGACUAGUAAUGAUUCCACUUGAGAACACUUUACACUAUGCAAAAUGUCUCACUGCCUCACUGUAAACACCGUACAGAGUCACACUGUUCUCAAACAAUUGUGUGUGUUAUCUUGAAUUUUCAUUUUUUAAUGCAUAUUUCCUGUGUGUACAGAAAUGUUUGUUUCAGAUGUUAUGUAAAAUUAUGAUGCUGACGGGAGCCAUCAGAUGUUUGAGAAAGCAUCGUUUUUUUUGUUUUUUGUUUUGGCUGUAAAUAUAUUUGACAACAUUUCUUGGAAUAAAUGAUAAAACUAUGA
Molecule: messenger RNA, 4612 nt
Organism: Acanthopagrus latus (yellowfin seabream)
Lineage: Eukaryota; Metazoa; Chordata; Actinopteri; Spariformes; Sparidae
Gene: stk35
Product: serine/threonine kinase 35
Exons: 3
Coding region: 242-1540 (432 amino acids)
Biological process (GO): autophagosome organization; protein autophosphorylation; autophagy
Cellular component (GO): autophagosome; cytoplasm
Molecular function (GO): protein serine/threonine kinase activity; ATP binding
Source: RefSeq, a predicted model, not a curated record